This is a messenger RNA of Doryrhamphus excisus (bluestripe pipefish), 5883 nucleotides long. It is a transcript of the gene znf148, whose product is annotated as zinc finger protein 148. NCBI's taxonomy places the organism in Eukaryota, Metazoa, Chordata, Actinopteri, Syngnathiformes, Syngnathidae. Gene Ontology annotation, biological process: regulation of transcription by RNA polymerase II. The record is from RefSeq and is a predicted model, not a curated record. Gene Ontology annotation, molecular function: DNA-binding transcription factor activity, RNA polymerase II-specific; RNA polymerase II cis-regulatory region sequence-specific DNA binding.
UAAACCUGGCGGAAAUAAUCUUAAUCGAUAUUAAACACGUAACUUGCUAGCUAGCGAACAAUCCUGAACCAGGCCCGGCUAGUAGCGUCAAAAACAAAGUACCAGUACGAAGCUUCCGGUCACAUACUUCAAAAUAAAACUCUUCUUGUCUAUUUCAGUGAAGUAUUUUACAAAAGGGUCAGCUUGUUGUUUCGUAUAUAAAAUAUCACUACCAUUUGUUUACUGUGAUUGUUACUUACGUGAAAAGAAUUCCAAACAUAUAUUAAUGUUGUCGCUGUCAUUUGUGGUUUAGAGUUAAUUUUUGAAAGCUGGCUAUGUGUUUCCGCAUCCUUUUUGGUAUUGAAUGUUGCGGCUUGGACAAGCGUAGCUAACUAGCAAGCCUUAUAGCCGACUAGCAAUGAGUGUUAGCCUAACCCACUUAACAUUAACAACGCACCCAGGCUGUUCACACAUGGAACCAAUGGUUUCUACCUGCCGUUCUGUCCUCCGGGUUCAGCAGCUACUCUAUGUAAGAUGAACACUGAGGACAAGUUGGAGGGCAUGCUGUUUAAAUGCAGCAGCGGAGGGAUGGACGGCGGCGGGCGAGUGGGGUUGGGCGGCGCAGGCGGACUGGUGGUGAUGACGCUCGGUGAGCGAUCGCUGGCGGACCACCCGCUGUUGGCGGAAGAUGACGAGGAGGAAGACGAAGAGGAGGAUUUGACCGUGAGUUCUUUGGUGACUCACGACCUGGUACCUCCCGAGCAGCUGAUGAUGCAGGAGAUGUCAAAAAACAGCGGCGGAGGGGAUGAGGAGGGAGCGGGUGAGGUGGGAGUGCACUUCCCCCUGAAGCUCACCCAUAAGUUGCCUUGCUUGCCUCUCAACAUUAAGCAAGAACUAAAGCUGACUGAUUCACCAGUCCAGAUCAAGAAGGACAAGAAAUCAGUCAAAGAUCUGAUCAUUUGUCCCAAGAAGAAAAAAAGGAAACAACAUUCACCAGCAAAGAUCCUCAGCAUUAAUGACGAUGGUUCGUUUGGCAUCCAAAACCCCAAGUGCCAUGUUUGCGUCCACUGCAAUGCCGCAUUCAGAACCAACUACCAUCUACAGAGGCACGUCUUCAUCCACACUGGUGAGAAACCGUUUCAGUGCAGCCAGUGUGACAUGCGCUUCAUUCAGAAAUACCUUCUCCAGAGACACGAGAAAAUCCACACCGGUGAGAAGCCUUUCCGCUGCGAUGAGUGUGGUAUGAAGUUCAUCCAGAAGUAUCACAUGGAGAGACACAAGAGGACACACAGUGGAGAGAAGCCAUACCAGUGUGACUACUGUCACCAGUACUUCUCCAGAACUGACCGUGUUUUAAAGCACAGAAGAAUGUGCCAUGAAAACCGAGACAGGAAGACCAACAAGGCUGGAAAUAAAAGUGUAGUGCUACACGAAGCCGAUUCUUUAAGCCCCUUCCUCACCAAAGAGUGCGUGUUGCCUAAGAAGAAGCGCCAAAAGUGUGCGGACAAGUCAGACAGUCCGGCCUCUUCCGCCGCCGCCGCCCAAACAGAAGGGCUCCCUGCCGCCGUGAAAGAAACUGCAAUGAAAGAAGAACUGACAAAAAAGUGCGAAGUCCUGCCUCUUUUUGCAGUGUCCUCCAAAGUCAAACACGAGUACGUGAUCGGAGAAUACUCUGUGGAGCUUCCAGAAGAAUCAACCAGCCAGCACCAGGAUGGAGACUUGUCAUCAGAGGAGGCAGCAACGCCUAAACUUGUCCUGAAGAAGAUCUCCAAGAGGAGCCUCAAGCAGUCUGGUGAACCGGCUCCUUGCCUCGCUACUCUGUCCUCAUUUGAGGACAACAACAAAGUCACGCAUUACACUUUUGAAAUUGUUGACAAGCAAGGCCUUUUAGACGAAGUCAGCAACACCGAAUCAGUCGAAACUCCAGCGAAACCAGCGGCCAGCAGCACAAACUAUGACGACGCCAUGCAGUUCCUCAAGAAGAAACGCUAUCUCCAAGCCGCGACGGCGAACAACAGUCGGGAUUACAGCCUGAACACGAGUAACAUCUCCUCCCAGCCAAGCGUUACUCACACUGUGGUGUCUGCAGUCAUUGACGAAACGGUUCCUGCAACCAUUCUGGAACCUCAGCCUAUUAACACGGAGAUAAAAGCGACACCUGACAGGAAUGUGUUGCCAGAUGAAGUUCUUCAGACGCUGUUGGACCACUAUUCCAACAAAGCAAAUGGCCAGUCAGACAUUUCCUUCAGCGUAGCAGAUGCAGAAGUUACGUCAAGCAUAUCUAUUAAUUCCUCUGAAGUUUCGGACAGUAGUCCUUCUGAGAGCCUUGCAGCUGCCAGUUCCCAAACUCAGCCCCCGACGGAGAAGUCCAGUCUCUUGCAAGAAUAUUCCAAAUUUCUCCAGCAAGCGCUGGAACGGACCAGCCAGAAUGACAGCUACCUAACAAGCCAGAGCCUCAGUUUAGUCACAGAAAACCCCACCUUAGCUGGACAGCCUCUGUUCUCCACCGAGAAACAGUUUCCUUCCCCUAGUAGGUUCAAAUCAGGGACAAGCUCCCCAUUAAGAUCCAUGAUAGAGAAACCUCACUUUGGACUACUGGUCGGGGACUCCCAGCACUCGUUUUCGUUUUCAGGUGAUGAGACCACCCCGCCUUCGACAGUGUCCCCUUCUGAGGAGGACUUCCUGGAACAGGUCUCGACUUCCAAAAAGACGGACUCCUCUCAAGGGAUACUGCAGGCGUUUCAAAUAGGCACAUUUGAUCCAAACUUCAAAUCCCACUUCCAGACCUCAAGAUCCGGUUCCUCGUCACAGUUUACAGGUGCCAACGGACAAGCGAGUCUUCGCGGACACAACACAGACUUCUCCGAGUUUCCUUUAGUUCGAGUCACUGAGACCAGGUCCCAAUUGAAUUCCUCCCCAGACGUUUCCUCGAGUGAAACCUUUGGUUGAGACGACUACUCUGGGAUUCGUUUGUUAAUCAUUUCUGCAGCACUUUAUCCCAUUUCACCCGUUUUGCCAAAACACCUCCACAGUUUUGUUGUUGUUGUUGUAUUUAAGCUAUUUUGAAAAUAAUACAUUGGAAAAUUGGCAUUCCCCCAAUUUGAAAAAAAUUGCAUUGAGAGAUUAAGUGACCCAGCUAAAUAUAUAUAAGGAAAACGAGAGUAACAUUUUAUGCCAUAUUGGUAUACAACAUAUUUAUGUUUUUGUAAAUCCCUUUUGCAUACACACACACAAACACACACAUAGAAAACACUCUUGCUUUUUGCUGUUCGCUACCUCUCUUAGUUAUCCAUUUGACAAAAAUUGAAGUGCAAAAAUUCGUUUGAUUCCCGAUGUUGAAUCUCUCUUUAGUUGCCUCCGGGGAUGACGUCAUAAUAUGAAAAUGUAUAUGAUUUAGUUUAUAUUUUGCCACUUUACUGUUGCCUGAAAAGCAUGCGUCAUCACGGUGUAUUUUGGUGGAUCUGGAAUCUUGGCCAUUAACAGGACUUUUAAAUUUUUUUUCUUAUUGCCAAAUAUAAGGUUGAAUUAAAUCUUUAAAAGAUUACAGCAGCCCCCCCCCCCCUCCUUAAGCCCACCAUAAAUGGUCGCCACACUUGCGUAAAAAGUGAAAUGUAGUGAAAUGACUUAAAAGGAUUGUGCUUGAUGUUUGCACAAUUUGCACAUUUUUUUCACUACAAAGAGAAUGUAGUACUUUGAAUCACACGGUGUGGGAAUACCUGUAAAGGAGCAGGUUUUGGUGACCCCCAUCCUCUGAUAUGAUUUCAAAUGGGGAGUUUUUAGUCAUAGCACUUAUGGCUGCAACUUCAGUUCCUCCAUUCAUUUGAUUGGAUGGAGGAUGCAGACAUUUAGGGGGAAGUAACCAUGUGAUGGAAAAACACCCCCUUCCCCAUGUUGAGGUUAUACAUUCUUUUAACUUUCAUGUUGUGUAAUAUUAAGUAUAUAUAAUAUACAAGUACAGUCAGCUGUUGGCUGAAUUGUAAGGUCAAUCAUCUCUUGUGUAGAAACUUAAAUUUGACCAUAGCUUGAUGCAACCGUGAUUGUAAAUCAAUUGGUUGAGCAAGUUUUCCUCUAUACAGUGGAACCUGCAUUUUCAUUAGUCCAUUCCAACAAUUAAUUGAUGAUAACUCGAUUGUCUAUUUAAUUAACAACUGUUGCGGUAACAGUGAUCAGCAUUUUGGCCACUGUUAACGCUUGGUUCAUAUUUAUUUGGUCGGUAUGGGGGCCUAACCAAUUACUCGAAUAAUCAAAAUAAGCUUCAUAUCGAUAAAGCAAAUAGUCUUUAAAUGCAGACCUUAUAGUGCCCGAGCUAGAGUUGCAACAAUCGAUGAUUAAUCGAUUAUCUAAUGAAUCGACAACUAUUUUGGUAUUUGAUUAAUUGUUUUUAUUUUAAAAUGUAAAUAUUUGUGCCUCUCAAAUGUGAAUAUUUGUUAAUUUCUUUAGUCAUCCAUGGAAGCAGCACACAUAAUACAUUUGUGUCAGCUUUUUUUGUGCCCCUUUUCUGAUAUGUUGCAAACCAGACCACUGUUUGUGUUUGGUUUAUUUGAUUUAAUUGUCAUUUUAGGGCCUAAUCCAUUGCUCCAUUAGUCAAAGUAACACAAAUUCAAAUUAAUCAACUAUGAAAAUACACCUGAGUUCCAGCCCUGGUCCAAACUCUAAAAGAAACCACUAUCCAUUUUUCACAGAAACUGAGUCACCAGCGCAUUGUUUCUUGGUUUGGACACAAUAACCAAGACUGUAUACGAAAACUCGGGUUCCACUGUAUAUCUUAAUUGUGGUAAAAAGUGACGCUUAAGGUGCUACUGUGUGAAACACUGGCCUUACAUGUCAUCAUAUUAAGUUCCACUGGCAAUCAGGGACAGACGGCACCAACAAUAAAUCAUCAAUAGUGUACAUUCCCUUAAUAUAUGUAUAUCCUGUAAAUACAUUGUAUAUUUUUCAGUUUGGAUUAGUACUCUCACAGCGACGCGUUACCGCAGACGGCUUGUGCAAGACUGUUGUUUCUUUUUAGAGGCAUAUUUUCUUUUGGAACAUUUGUUAGAUGAAAGGAUGCAUUGGUUUCCUUAUGAGAUUUGUGUAUAUAUAGGCUGUCAUCAGUGAUAUCAAGAGGAAAACCUUUCAUUAUUGUGUGUUGCCGACAAGGUUAAGUCAAAUGGAUUUAAAUUCAUGUAAUUUAAUGCAGUGAAGCGUACAUUUUCAUGGGUUUUUACUGUACAAAUCAAUGAAAAAAAUUGCGGUCCUAAUGCCCAAUUUAAUUGUAAGCACAGUGGACAUGAGUCAUUUGUGUACUUCAUCAGUUGAGGGUUUGAAAGCCUUUCAAGCAAUUCAAAACACAAGAGUUGUUACAGUUUCAUGAAUUAAAACUGCAGCAAUGUUUUUUUUUCCCCCUUUUUUGGCCAUAAGUGUCCUUGUAUAAGCUAGAGAAAAAAAAAUCAGUUCUGUAUGAAAAGAUAUGGAGUAUGUCUUUUUAAAUAAAAAAAAACAAAAAUAAUAUUUUUGAAACCUGUCAUUUAAGGCACUGGUAUAUAUGGUCUAUCAUAUGCACUUGUUAUUGCUACACUUAUUUGUCGCUGUAGAAGUGGUUUCUGUCAACUUCUUUGAAUGUGAAUCUCUGACCUUUUAAAAAAAAAAUGGCAUCUUCUCACUUUAAGUAAGUUAAGAUGGAGGAUUUAGCGCGUCAUUGUGGGAAUUGAAAAGGUUUAUUGCAUGGGCUCCUCUCAAAAGUUGUUGGGUUAAGUGAACUAGUUUGAUGAAUGACGUGAAGCUUUAAUUGUAGCUGAUGAAUCAGUCUGAUAACUCCCAUACUGUUCGAUUUUUGCAAUAUAUAAUGAUUUGUAAACAAAAUGAUUCAGUUGUUCUCUUGAUUGUUGUCAUGUCCAUAUGAAUAAAAUGUUUCCCAAAAAAGAU